CUCAAUCGCCCUGGUUAUGUGCUUUAUAUGAUGGUUCCCGCAUAGCGAAGUGAUACCUGCCUGCCGAUAAGAUCCCCAAAAUGUGUUGUUACUUCUUCAAAUCCCACCCUGCAGUAUUUCGUGGAUAGGAAAGCACUCCACAUCCAGAUGUUUAGUUGUUCAACAUAUGGACUUGAUCAUUAUAUUGCCUCAGGGGAUAUAACGUAGUUGGUAUUUUUCAUUAUUCCACAAUGCAGGCAAACCUAGAGAGCAACAUUGCGGGAGGAUGGAAAUCCUCACCCCACACGCUGCCACUCGGCUUGUGUGGGGUGUUGGUAGGUGGAGUUCUGGAUUAUUAUCUUCUGAAGCUGCAUUUAACCUGCCAGUCAUCCACAAGUAUUUUCUAGUAGUCAUAGCAGGAUCUAUUGACAGCAGAGCUUGAAUCCAGAUGACGCAGCAGAUUGAACAUCCGGCACUCGGUUCCAUAACCGGCCUGCAGGGAGACGGAGUGAUCCAAUUCCUCGGUGUGCCUUAUGCCACUCUCGAGCAUAGAUUUGCGCAGCCGCAGCUCAUCGAGAAAGUCGAUGGUAAAUCAAUAGAUGCAACAAAGCUUGGGCCAUCUUGCAUCUCACCACCAGCGGGAUGUGAUAUGGAGCAUGGGUUCAUCCAGCAACCCCUACCUCAGCCAACGUAUUCAUAUUCAGAAACCGAGUGUCUGAACCUUAACCUCACAGUGCCAGAGAAGAAGAGUCUUGGUAAACUGCCCGUCUUCGUUUUUCUGCAUGGAGGUGGCUUCGUCAUCGGCUCCAAUGCCUGGCCACAAUAUAACCUAGCACGGAUGGUCAAACUGUCUACUGAUCUAGGAACACCAAUUAUCGGGGUAAAUGUGAAUUAUCGAUUAGGCGCAUUUGGGUUCCUGGCUUCUUCUGAACUCCAAAGCGCAGGCUUCAAGGCUAACCGCGGGAUUCGAGACCAACAGGCUGCACUGAGAUGGGUGAAGAAAUUCAUUAUUGGAUUUGGUGGUGACCCAGGCAGAAUAACGGUGGUGGGAGAAAGUGCUGGUGGAGUCUCUGCAACUUUACAUCUCUUGUCCGAGGAGCCUCUCUUUAAACAACUCGUAAGCAUGGGAGGCACGUCACUCUUGAUGAAACCGCUUCCACCUCCAGUGACAGAGUGGAUAUAUGCAGGCGUACUCAAGGCUUUGGGCUUGUCGGACUUGAGCGUGAAAGAUCGGAUUGAGGCAUUGCUCAAUUUACCAGCAACUGAUAUUCUCACCAAGGUUCCUCCAACAUUUCCGUUAAUACCUGCCCUAGAUGGAGAUGUAGUUCACUCCAAUUUGACCUUUGCCGAUUGGAGGAACGGUGCUGCAAGCAACCUCCCAGGAUACAGUUGGUGUAAGAGAGCCAUGAUUGGUGACUGCCAAUAUGAUGGAAGCAUCCUGGCGUACAUGUUAUUGCCACGGAAGGCAGGGAUUGCCGAAAGUUUUCGCAAAUCUGCUGAAACCACUUUGCCCGACCAUCCAUCCGUUACCCAGAAAUUGAUUGACGGCUACAAUAUCACGCCGAAUGUCCGAGAUGACGAGGCCAUGAAAAAUAUACUGCAUUUCGCAACGGACAUCGCAUUCUAUGCCCCAGCAGUAACCCUUGCGCAAGCAUGGCCGGCUAACAGUGCUUACCUGUAUCAUUUCAACGAGCCCAACCCGUGGGAUGGCAGUGGAAAAGGCGAGGCGACCCAUAUUCUCGACGUCGCUUUCCUAUUCCAGAACUACAACGAGAAGCUAUCGGACGAGCAAGCAGCUUCGGCCAGGGCGUUUGCGGCAGACAUGAUUGCAUUUGUGAACGAGAAUGAGCCAUUCCAAAGCCAUGGAACCAAUAAGGCAAGCGCAGCACAGGUAUAUGGCAUUCGAACACCAGGAGGGGUUGCAACCGUGAAUGGAGGCAAGCCUGAGGAUUAUGGGAGAAGGUCCAGAAUCUGGGACCUUGCCAGGGAGGUUAAUCUCGACCAAUUGGCAGGGGUAUGGGAUAGCUUUGUUGCUGGUCGAUAG
Messenger RNA from Aspergillus wentii DTO 134E9, 2023 nucleotides. RefSeq lists its product as uncharacterized. The record is from RefSeq and is a predicted model, not a curated record. Bases 428 to 2023 code for a protein of 531 amino acids. Lineage: Eukaryota; Fungi; Ascomycota; Eurotiomycetes; Eurotiales; Aspergillaceae. The transcript has 5 exons.